Messenger RNA from Xyrauchen texanus (razorback sucker), 2511 nucleotides. RefSeq names its product mothers against decapentaplegic homolog 5-like. The record is from RefSeq and is a predicted model, not a curated record. Lineage: Eukaryota; Metazoa; Chordata; Actinopteri; Cypriniformes; Catostomidae. The transcript is spliced from 6 exons. Gene Ontology annotation, biological process: transforming growth factor beta receptor signaling pathway; cell differentiation; BMP signaling pathway. Gene Ontology annotation, molecular function: DNA-binding transcription factor activity, RNA polymerase II-specific; I-SMAD binding; RNA polymerase II cis-regulatory region sequence-specific DNA binding. Gene Ontology annotation, cellular component: heteromeric SMAD protein complex. The coding region runs from base 104 to 1498 and encodes 464 amino acids.
CCCCCAAAAAAAAAAAGUUAGACAAACACACACAUAAUCAUCUUCCAAGCACACUGCAGGCCGAGAGGGCUUCAGAUCCUCCUUCCUGGUGCAGCCCAGCACUAUGACCUCCAUGUCCAGCCUGUUCUCUUUCACCAGCCCAGCGGUGAAGCGAUUGCUGGGCUGGAAGCAGGGCGACGAGGAGGAAAAAUGGGCAGAAAAAGCUGUGGACGCCUUGGUGAAGAAACUGAAGAAGAAGAAAGGCGCCAUGGAGGAUUUGGAGAAAGCCCUCAGCAGUCCUGGGCAGCCCAGCAAAUGUGUGACCAUCCCCCGCUCGUUGGAUGGAAGGCUACAGGUAUCCCACAGGAAGGGCCUCCCUCAUGUCAUCUACUGCCGUGUGUGGCGCUGGCCGGACCUGCAGUCCCAUCACGAGCUCAAACCCCUGGAAGUGUGCGAGUAUCCGUUCGGUUCCAAACAGAAAGAAGUGUGCAUCAAUCCCUAUCACUACAAGCGUGUUGAAAGUCCUGUACUUCCCCCAGUUUUGGUUCCACGACACAGCGAAUUCAACCCUCAGCACAGCCUGCUGGUGCAGUUCCGCAACCUGACUCACAAUGAGCCUCACAUGCCUCUCAACGCCACCUUCCCAGAAUCCUUCCAGCAGCACAGUGGAGGAAGCUCCUUCCCAAUCUCUCCAAACUCACCCUACCCUCCAUCUCCUGCCAGCAGUGGCACCUACCCCAACUCACCUGCAAGCUCUGGGCCAUCCAGCCCCUUCCAGCUGCCAGCUGAUACCCCACCUCCUGCCUACAUGCCUCCAGAUGAGCAGAUGGGACAGGACGGGUCUCAGUCCAUGGAGACUGGCAGCAGCAUGGUGCCCCAGAACAUGCCCAGAGGUGAUGUGCAGCCAGUGGAGUAUGAGGAGCCCAGUCACUGGUGUUCUAUUGUGUACUACGAGCUGAAUAAUCGUGUGGGAGAGGCUUACCAUGCUUCCUCCACCAGCGUACUGGUUGAUGGCUUCACUGACCCAUCCAGCAACAAGAACCGUUUCUGCCUGGGCCUGCUCUCUAACGUCAAUCGCAACUCCACUAUUGAAAACACCCGCCGCCAUAUUGGAAAAGGUGUCCACCUGUAUUACGUUGGAGGGGAAGUGUAUGCAGAGUGUCUGAGUGACACCAGCAUUUUCGUCCAGAGCCGGAAUUGCAAUUACCAUCAUGGUUUCCACCCAACAACUGUUUGCAAGAUUCCCAGUGGCUGUAGCCUCAAGAUCUUCAACAACCAAGAAUUUGCUCAGCUGCUUGCUCAGUCUGUCAACCAUGGUUUUGAGGCUGUCUAUGAGCUCACCAAGAUGUGCACCAUUCGCAUGAGCUUUGUAAAGGGUUGGGGGGCUGAGUAUCACCGACAAGAUGUGACAAGCACCCCUUGUUGGAUAGAAGUGCAUCUCCACGGUCCCCUACAAUGGCUGGAUAAAGUUCUAACACAAAUGGGUUCUCCUCUGAACCCCAUCUCUUCUGUCUCGUAAUGAUGGGCCCUCUCUGGGCUAGGAGGAUCUUUUUAUGAGCGUUUAUUUUUUUCUUUACCCCUCCCCCCUUUUUUUAUUUUAUUCAUUUUUGAAAGAAAAGGAGGUCUUAAGGGAUGAACUGUUUACACUAGCUGCAGAAGGGUUUGCGAAUCCUACAGCUGUCAGAGCGAUAAGAAUGAACUGGGGCUCUAAGCACAGCUAGCAGAGGAAAAUUCUAGGCAGUGACUAAAUGGACUAACUACUGCUUUAGCAAUUGCCUUUUAAAUGGAUGCUUGUAUGACUGAUUUUCUCUAACUGUAGCUUAUAUGAAAUUGACAUGCUUUCAAGUAUCUCUGCUUCACUUUACACCAGUUGAAAAUGGCAAUUUCCUAGUUCUAUGAUGAUUCUUUUAAUUGCUACGUUGUCUAAUCACAAUUAUUUGCAAUGCAUCUUUUCAUCUAUGUUUACUGUUAGACUCAAAGCUCAUUACAAAUGUUUCCUUUUUAUAGCUUCUGUUGCCUCAAGGAAAAACACAAAGUUACUGCUUUUAAAUAAAGUUCUUUUUAUCUGUCAAUUUACAUGUUUUUCUUAGCAACAAUGUUUUUAAAGUCUGACUAAGGAAAACUAGUAACCUCUUAGAAUACACAUUAGUCAUGAGCACUAAGAGCAGUUUCAACACCAAGUCUUGUCUUUGCACGAUUCAUUGUAGUGUUUCAGUGUUAUAUUACACAGCUGUUUUGACUAGUUCAGCAUGUUCUUGCAUGCAUGUUUAUUUUUUUUUUCUUUUACAAGCACAUAUAUGCACAAUUUAACAGGAAUAUUGAAACAAAAUUGUGUAGUUCCUGCAAAUAUAUCAUACUUUUGUUUUCUAAAAGUAAAUUUCUCAGUAGGUCGAGUUAGUGUGCCUGGAGACUUAACUUGACUGUGUUGUCUGUCAAUUGGUUCCCUCUACUGGACAAACAAUGAUUUUUGUUUGUUUGUACUAAUGUAUUUGUUUGGUAUGAGGUACUAAGAAUUUCAUGUACAGUCCAAAU